This is a messenger RNA of Ailuropoda melanoleuca (giant panda), 20890 nucleotides long. It is a transcript of the gene CEP295NL, whose product is annotated as CEP295 N-terminal like. NCBI's taxonomy places the organism in Eukaryota, Metazoa, Chordata, Mammalia, Carnivora, Ursidae. The record is from RefSeq and is a predicted model, not a curated record.
UCCCCCUGCUUGUGUUCCCUCUCUCGCCGGCUGUCUCUAUCUCUGUCGAAUAAAUAAAUUAAAAAAUCUUAAAAAAAAAAAAUUAAAAAAAAAAAAAAACCAAACCCUGAGAUCUGUUGCUUUGACUUCUUAAGGCCAAAAUCCUAUUCCCCAAACAAAAUUUCUUAGUUGUGAGGCUCGUGGAGGGUGCCCCAGCCCUAGAAACCAGGUCAGGCAGGUCCGAUUUCUUCCUUUGGGUGGGUGGGUAGGUGACCCAAGGGGGCCUGGACCAGAAGCCCUUCUUCCCCACCCCCCACGAGUCCUGCUCAGCAGUGGUCCUUGAGGAGCAGAUGUCCCUCACCUGAGUGGGAACCGACACUCUCCCUGCAGGGGGAGGGGCGGCAGGCGUCGAGGGGAUCCCUGACUCUGAUGUGGGACAGCUCAAAAGAGCGAGCCCCUGGCAGGGAGCGCUGGCACGUGCUGCCAGGCUGGGGAGGAAAGGAUUUUCUCACCCAGAACCCCUCCUUUAACACCAAAGGGGCACACGCGCCAGGACCUUCAUGACGCCCCCGCACGGGCCACCCCCCUGCUCAUCACCCCAGCUGUUCUGAGCCAAAUCUUGGUGACUACUAGACCCACAGCAGGUGUCCUCCCAGGCGCUUGCCCUCUGGCUGGCUGGUCGCUGUCCCUGACUUCACCCCUGUUCUGAUGUCACAGGCCAGCAGCUCUGUUGUUUCCGCGGCAGCAGCCUGCCGUGGUUCACCAGCUGGGGCAGACGCCGGGCUGCUGGUGGAGGUGGGGAGCUGCGAUCCAGCCUGCUUUGGUCAGUGGGCCCCGGAGACCCCAAUGCAGGCCAUCCGAAGUUCCCGCGGUGCCCACCCCUUAUCUGUGGUGGGACAGGUGCUGUGUGCCCCUCCUCCAGGGGCCUUGGGAAGCGGGCCGGUCAGGGUGGCCAGGCCACGUGCCCAGAAGGCUCAUUUGAAAGUCCUGUACUGUGGGGCUCUCCCUGUACAGUUGGGUGGAAAGAUGGGGGUAGGACGGGGCUGGGGGGGAAUGUGGUGGUUUGGGGCAGCGGGGAGAGGUCACCGUACAGCAGGAAUAGCUGUUGGCAUGGGGACCCCUGACCUGCACAGCAUCCCUGGAGUCUGAGGUUGGAGGGAAACCUGAUGAUUGACAUUGUCAAGGGACAUUUACUAAGCCACCAGUUGGGUCAGCCGUAAGUGGCCCACUUGGCUAGCUGGAUAUCUCCCAAGAGUUUGGAAGAGUCUGGGCCUUGUUCUGAGUCUGAAGCUGGUCGAGGGGAUAACAGAGACAUGGUGAGCCUGGGCUUCUUCCCCCCGGGCCUGGAUGCCUGGCCAUCUUGGCCUUCUAGAACUGUCCCAGGCAGGCUAUACAUCAGGGUGACUGAUGGUUAAACAUACAGAUUUAUAAGCCCCCCACCCCAGGAUUUCGGUGCAAAAAUCUGUCAUGGGGCCUGGGCAGGACUCCUGUCUACCGUGACUGACCCCUGCCCCCAGUGAGUCUGAUGCAGCCGGUCCAAAACCCAGCUGGCUUUAGAAACGACUACUGCGGAACUUGGCUGAGGGUCGGGAUGUGGGCAAACCUCGGGGCUCUGGGUGGCACACCUCUGUGUCACAGAGUAUAUUUUUAGAGGCUAGAACUCAGAGAGAAACGGAGUUAAAAAUGUUUCUGAUGUUUGUUUUAUUCGGGCUUGGCUUGGAUGCCUCCAGUGAUGGGUGUCUCACUAUCUACCAAGUCAGCCCAAUGAUUUCAAGACAAUCCUGUAGGAAGUGCUUCUUUCCACCUGGCCAGUUUCUGCCUCCCUGUAAUGUGUUCUUGGUCUAGCUCAGUCAUCUGGAGACGCGCACAGUGAGUACCGUCCUCUUCCCCAAACUACAUACUGAGCGUCUGGUUCUAAUGGUGAUGGGUGCUGUUAUUACCACCAUUUCACGGAGGAGCAAACUGAGGCAUCCAGAGUUAGGAAACUUGCACCAGGUCACACGGUUUAUACUCUUAACCACCACACUGUGCUGUUCUAGACUUUUCUAUCACCUGUGAGCUCCACUCCAAACAUUCUUGGUUCCUUAGGACUUCUCUUCCUCCAACGGGUUUUUCAUUCUCCUCCUGAACUCAGGCUAUGGCCUCUUCCCUCCUCGUUGAACGCUCUCCAGUUUUUUUGAAUUCGUUCUGGGAAGUCCAGUCUCUCCAUUAUUCAGAUUUGCUCAUUUAGGGAAGUUGCAUGAUUGUCAUUUAUCGUCUGUUUCUUAAUUAGGUGAAUUUGUAAGCGUUUCAGUAGUUACAUUUUGUGGACCUUUUGCCCGACGUUGUCGGAGGAGACAUCGUGAGCUAUCGACAGCUCUCCGGGGUUAGACACACGCCUGAUGGCUGCAUGUGCCUGGGCUCCGUGCCUUGUCUUUGCAAUUCCGUCGUGCUCACACGUUCCCUGAGCCUUCCUGUGAGCCACGGGCUGUUUGCAGAGCCUCACGGGCCGCCUCGCUUGAUCCGGACAGCCCGUGGGGUGGGAGCAGGGUGGGCUGCUGGGGUGGGGCCGCCUCUUCCACGUGCCUUCCUGCUGAUCACGCCAGGGCCUGGAACGCCCGGCCGGGCUCUGACCUGGGCAUCGCCGGCUGGACCAUUGCCAUGCUUGUUGUAGGCCCCUCUGUCCCCACGGGUAGAGGUCACACCACCUCUGUUGGUGGCCACCCCUCUCUGCCAACCUGCUCCCCUCUGUGCUUGUGCAGUUGGAUUUGGGGGGCCCGCGUGCAAGUUUUAAGGGUCUUCCCAGCACAUGUGCCUUGUUAGCUGUAACCAGGUACUCAAACCCAUCAAAAGUCUUCCGAGCUGGAGGGGCGCCUGGGGGGCUCAGUCGGUUGAGCAUCUGACUCUUGAUUUCAGCUCAGGUCGUGAUGUCAGGGUCGUGAGAUCGAGCCCCAUGUCAGGCUCCACGCUCCGUGUGGAGUCAGCUUGGGGUUCUCUCUCUCCCUCUCCAUCUGCCCCUCCCCGUGUUCUCUUGCUCGCUCUAAAUAAAUAAAUAAAAUCUUAAAAAAAUUUUUUUUGAUUUGGAGGUGCAUCGUCCCACAGCACAGCCGGUUCUCUGUGUCCCCGUGGGUGCCGGGUGCUGGACGUCCACGGCUAGACGUGCCACGUUUAGAGUCACACACUCGUGUACUCGACCCACAGGAGAGCCCAUCCGCACCCCGUGCCGCAGGCCGUGAAUUCUCCGGACACGGUCUUAGCAAGCUCCCUGUGUGGGUGCCGGGCCGUUGGGAAAAAGGAGGCUCAGAUGCUGUCCUUCUGUGUCUGUGUCUCACAGCGGGGGAGAGGACAGAGGAAGCUUAGAGUCAACCUAUAGAACCCAGAUGAAAUUCUGGGGUCAUUUCCUGUAGAGGCACUGUCCUACAUACAUAUUUUUUCCUUUCUUUUCUUUCUUUAUUUUUUGGUUCUAUGCAUUUUAAAAGCCCUAAAGGGAUUCCUUAUAUUUUGGUCCAAAAGAUUAUCUGGAGUGUUCCAAAAAAGGUCCAACUUGGUCUGUUCUGUGUACUUUCAGAAGAUAGAAAUGAUUAACUUUACACAUGAAAGAGUAAGCUUUAGUUAUAGGGAAACAUUCUCCAGCCACACCAGCUAACGGGGGCCUUUCUGCGUCUAUUUUUAUGUUUCAAAGAAAAAGUGUUAAACCGUGUCACCCAGGCACUGAGUCUGUAGGCCUUUGGAGAGAGGCAGGCGCAUUUCUCUCGUUGCUGCAGAGGUUGGGGGACGUCCUUGGAGGAAGGAGGGAUCGGACCUGGCUUGGGGAAAUGUGGGUAGGGUCGAGGAGGUUUCUGUUUGUGGAAGAAGAACCCACAUGAGCACAGCUCUGGCCCUGGACCUGGAAGGGGGGGGUCAAGGAUCCCAGCUGGGGAGGGGAGCUGGAUCAUGAGCUGCUGGUAUGUUCUCAGGCCCACAGGCCAGAGAUUGUGGACCUUGUUGGGAAUUGCCCAGGGAGCUGGUGAACUGACCAGGGUCUGGGCCCCUCCCUGCACACGCAGGGCCUGGAAAUCUGCAUUUUACCUGGCAGCUGAGUGGGCAGUCAUGCAGGUGGCCUGUGGACGGUGCUGGGACACCCCCUGGCGUGGGCAGGACAGCACCAGUGAAGGCACCACUGGCUGAAUUAGAACGGGGGCUGUAGCCGAGUGUGGAGUUGCGACGUCAGGCUCGGGGUGGGGGGAGGCAGAGAGCCUGACGAGGAGUCUUGUAGGAGGGGCUCGGUGGGGUAGGAGGCUGGGAGGAGGCAGGUGGAGACACGAGACUGGGUAGAGCCAUUUGCGAGGGCCGCCUUACUCAAAGUGUGGUCCCGACCCGAGUAUCGCAUCCGCUGGGAGCUUCCGACAAUCAGAAUGUCUGCCUUGCCCUAGGUCUGCGGGAUCAAAAUCCGACUCUGAACACGAUUCAGGAGGCGCUAUGCGGGGUCUUGCCUUUCAAUGUUUAAGGAAAAUACCUGAGUGGGAAAGGGAGGGUGGUUCAUUCAAUGAACUCCAGUAAAAACACACGGAAAACGCCUAGGCCUGUCCCAUAGCACAGAGGCUAAGCGCCUCUCUCGAUCGUGGGCGGUCAGGUGGUGAGUUCAUCCCAGGACGAGUCUUGGCUCCCAGCUCUCACCUCCCUCAGCUGCAGGGUAGGUGACUCCGAUCAGGGGUCGGCCUGCUUGAGUUUGAACCCUUGCUGUACUGCUUAUGAGCUGUGUGGCCUUAGGCAAGUUACUUAACCUCUCUGAGUUAAGUGGGGAUAGGGCUAGCGCUCCCCUGCCGCGGUGAGACCAGGCGAGAGGGAUGGCCUGGGCCACGCGGGUCUGCCAUCAGUGAGGUCUGCGUGGUGGUCAGUGUCCUGUCCACACAGCAAGCUCCGUUUUACUGUUUUCUUCACACACACUAUCUCAUUUGGUUAAAUGUCUAUGAAAUCGCAUGUAGUUUUGUGCGCAAGAUGAGCCCUCAGAUCAGCCCUCAGAAUAGGGUGUGUGCGAGGUGAACAGACUCCCGUGUUCCCUGAGGGGUGUGAUGUCCACCGCAUGUCAUCCUGACUCCGCCACCACGGGCGUCGUUCUGCGGGGUCUGGGGCCCCACUAGUCCCUGCAGCGUCACAACAGUUGCCAACACUUGGAGGGCUGGGGGGAGGGGUCUGUCGCGACCAACGCCACCGAUCAGCUGCGUGACCGUCCACGGAGCAUGGGCCGGCCCACCCGCAGGUUCUGAGCCCGUGAGGAUGGGCCGCAGGCGGGUCCUCGGGGGCUCGUGCGCGGCUUCCCCGUGUCACCCGUCCGUGGCCCUGCGUGGGCAACCUUGUGCCUCUUGUACGCAGGAGGGAGCCAUGGGACCUGAGACCCUGUGGUGGAGCCCGGCCUGCCCGACGUCGGAGCCCCGGAUCUGGGUACCCCCACCUGGCCUCUGAUCAUGGUGCUGUUGCCGUUCCCGCUCACAGGCGUGAGGGGCCCUGGAGUCUGCUGUGGGCCUGGCGCCACCCGGCCGCCUGCAAGCGGGUCUCCCCAGCGGCCUGGCAGAGUCCUGUCUCUACUGGAAGGCGAUUGGAGCGACUGCCUGGGGGUGGCCACCGCACUGGGGCCACAGAGGGUGCGAGAGAAUGGGCCCAGUGUCCGCUUGGCGCAGGAGGCCAGACGGUGUCCACCUCACCUUCCGUCUGCCGCUCUGAGUGGGGCUUGUGUCGAGACGGGGGCUGUGGUUUCCCCGAGGGGUUGAAGGCAGCCGGCAUGGGGCAGGCAGCCAUCCAGCUCUGGGGGAACAGGAUUACAAGACCAGAGGGAGAACCCCAGGGCACUCAGAACACUCGGUCUCAAGUUAGCAAGCCAGGGACCGGCUUGGGGGUUGCAGCUCGGAGGAGCUGGGGAUGUGGGCGGAGGGCAAGGGGGUGUCUGCUGGGCAUCACAGGGUUUUUAGUUCCUGAACUGGGAGCUGGCUGUAAUUUCUGCACUCUGUCCCCAUGAAGUCUGUCCAGACGGUUUCUGUUUUCAUCCAUUUGCGCGUCUCCCGGAAACCCAACUUGGUGGUAUGGGGGUGCCCGCGUCCGUGUGCCUGACUCAGGGCGACCGAGUGGGUUGGGGCACCUGGGGGCAGGAGAGGCGCGUCCAGGUUUCACUAACUGUCGCCGGUUAACGGAAGGUGAGCCGGUGAACCCCUGGGUCGAGGGGUGCGGUUUCCCUUCUUCCCUCCAGCUGUCUUCCAGGGCAGACGAGGGAACAUUGCCAGCUCUCCCCGCCUGUUUGGACACUGCUGUGGCCAUUCCCAGGGUGGAAAAAGCUCAGUCUUUGACAUUUGAGACUCGGACCCAAGCUCCCAUCUUCCCCGUGAGCUGGGAAGGUCGUCCAGCCCCCUCUAUUUCCACAGCCUCGGUCUGGGCAGGCGCUCUCCUUUCUCUUGGGUGGACGCUUAGGCAUGCAGUUGCUGGACAUCUGCUGAACCUGCAUUUACCUUUUAAAAAUUGGCCCAGCUGUUUUCCAGAACGGCUGCACCAUUUUGCACUGUGCCACAGGGUGGGAGUAUUCUGGCUGCCCCGCGCCCUCGCCAUCACUUGCUACGGUCCGUCUGUGUCAUCACCGCCAUCCCGGUGGGCGCGAGUGGUGCCUCCUGGUAGCUUCCGCGUGCACACCCCCCCAUGACAGUCGAUGCUCAAAUCUCACACUUUAUGAGCCAUGUGCCUCCUCUUUAGUCAAGUGUUUAUUUUGCUCUUUUUUCCCCUGCCCAUUUAAAAAUUGGAUGAUUUGUCUUCUUAUAUCUUGAGGGGUUUAUAUAACCUGGAUUCAAAGCCUUCUGUUGCAUAUACAAUUCGCAGGUACUUCCUGUCGGUCUGUGCCCUUUGUUCUCACUUACGAACGAUGUCUCUUGGCGUGCGAAGGCGCUCAGUAUCGAUUACGCCAUCGGAUCGGUUUCUUUGGUUGGUCGUGCUCCGGGCACAUUGCCGGGCACCUCUGCUGAACCCCCGCCGCUCACGUUCGGUGCCCCAGCUCGCUCUCUCCCCCUCGUCUUGCUCAUCGUGGUGGUUGGCAGAGUGGCUGGAUGGAACACCAACCGCUAUUCCAAGUGUCGAACGGAUGAUCAAAUUUCCCGAAAGCCGGCGGCAGCGUGAACAGCCUCGGUUGGGCGAAGGCACUGCGGUCCAUGAGAGCGGCACAGACCCGUCUCUGCCCCUCGCCAGCUAUUUUUUCUGGGUGAAGUUUCUUAAUCGGUCCCUGCCUCAGUUCCCCUCCUGUGAACCGGGGUGCUGGUAGCCCCUUACCUCACAGGGUUAUUGUAAGAAAGAUGAGCAGAUACACAUAACCGUUCACUGUGCCGUGGACGUGGUGGUGUUUUCUAGCUCCCGCCAUGCCUCUGGGCCAGCUGCACAUAGACCUAAACGAGAGCAGGGAGGGGUGGUAGAGGGGCACUCAGCACAGCCUGCAGCUGUCCAGGAAGGGGCUCCUUUAGCCCGCUGGUGUGGCUGGUUUUGACAUCAGCUGCAGGUGCCCACAGAUGUGAGUCCACACUUCUUUGGUGUAAAUGCCCCUCCUCUUCUGGGAGGGCCUGCAGAACACGGGUCCCUUCCUGAUGCCAAAGCGUCCCCCUCUGAUAAUCCCACGAGAGAAGAGCUGCGAAUCCUGAAAAAAGAAGCUUAAGCCCCCUUUGAUUGGUUUGCAGUGGAUUCUAGUACCACACGCACACACACAGGCACACGCACACACCCCUGCACACACGUGCCCUGCACACACCCAUGCCUAACAGGCUCCCCCCACCUUUUCUUCCAUUUAUAAGCAGCUCCCCCUGCAGAGCCCAGACACUUGCACCCUUCCACCCCUGCCUGAGUCCUAAUGUGUCUUCUAAGCUGGGGGUCUUAGCCCUGGCACUGUGGGCACGGGGGGCUGAGCCACUGUUCAUUGUGGGCACCGUUCUGGGCCAUGCAGGGUGUCAAGCAGCGUCCCUGGCCUGCAUGCACUAGGGGCACCCCCUCCCCCCAGUUAUGAUGACAGAAACUGUCCUCAGACAUUGCCAUGUGUCCCCUGGAGAGCAAAAUCACACCUGCCGAAAGCACCUGCCCCACGGGGUCUUGUUAAGGUGCACAGGACAAACGGGGAGCAGAGCCCAGCCCCUUGCAGGCAGGUCUUGGAGAAAGUGACCAGGAGGGACACGUUUUAGAGCUUGUCCUGCAUUCAGAGCUGUGUGUGCCUUGUCUCCAGGGGCUUGCUCUUCUCAGAACGCUCCGGGCCUCAGAGUGUGUCCUGGUCUUGUGGGCUUGGCGUGGGACAGCCGUGGCAACUGUGGCUCCUUGGCCCCUGGCGCCUCGACGCCCGCUCUUGGUUCCCACCGCCUUCACUCUGAAGCCGUGUCUGCGCAGGUCACCGACGUGAAAAGAAACGCAGACAGAGCCGCUCGGCCGAGCCCUGGCCCCGACUGCAAGGCCGCGCGCUUGAGACGGAAGCACAGGUGACUGCAAGUCUGGGGGAAAGGGGCCCUCGCCCUGCAGAGAAGACAAGGCCUCCCGCCACGGAAGAGCCCGCAGCCCCAGCGCCUGGCCGAGGAGCUGAAGGCAGGGUGGCAGGAGGCCCCCGGCCAGCAAGUCCGAGGCCUGGAGCGGCCGUAUUUCGCACAUCUGUUAGGUGCGGGGGGAGGCCAGGCCAGGGAACACCAACCUGACUCGGAGGGGCCAGCCCAGCGAGGAGCAGCCCGGCCGCAGAGGGCCAGGGAGAAGCACAGGGCGGCCGUCAGAGAAGAGAAGAGCCGCAGAGAAGAGCGAGUCGGCCGGCAGCCCUGGUGCUCCAAGUCCCAGAGGAAAGCGGUGGGCGCGGAGAAGCAGGGGGCUCCCAGAGCCGCGGACCUGACCCGUCGCCCCCUCUGCCCCCAUGAGAAGAAUAAGGGGAAGCGAGCGCCGUCGAUGAAGACCCGUGGCGCCUGGCAUCCCGCUGCCCCUUGGGGGAGCGGAGGGGUGGAUCUAGAAGAGUUCUUGGCUGCCGUGGGGGAGCUCGAGCGUCUGCAGAAGAGGCAGAAGGAAGAAGCCCGGGACGGGAGGAGGCAGCCGGGAAAGGGGGUGGCUCCUCCUGGUCAAGGCCCGAAAAACAACUGUCUGGAUCGGAGUCCCGAGGGAAAAGCAAAAGACCUAGAAGAGCUGUGGCCGGCUGGCUGGACUUGGAGAGGGGGCGCCACGCCACACACGUCUCCAUGCAGGCACCGGGACAGGAGCAGGUGGCAGAGGGAGCUGGAGUUGGCUUUCCAGGAGCUGUUUAUAACAAACAGAGAGCUGAAGAAGCAUCUCAGGUUGCACCUCGCACCGGGGCCCGGGGGGGCUCCAAACACCUGUCAGGGGCAGGACUGGAGAGGUGAGACCCGAACAGACACGACAGCGGUGGUCACAGAAGCGGGUGGGGAGCCUGGCGGGGAGCCCAUGUGGCCAGCGCAGACGGAGGCCCACCAGGCCGAGUCCCAAACCAGCCUGAAGGAGUUCCUGAGCAAACUCAAGAGCCAAAAAUAUCUUAGGCUGGCCAAGUUCCCAUCUCAGAAUGAGAGUGAACCGUUGUCUCCCAAGGCAGGAGUAUUGAUCGGUAAAGGGAACCGGCUCCAUGGCGGCACGGGCUCUGGACAAGCACCGACCAGACCAGACCCACUGGCGGAGGGCCCCCGGCACCGUGCCCCGCAAGGACGGGCAGACGGAGCUGGCCUCGCGGCCUUCCCACCUGGGAAGCAGGUGGGAAGCUGGAGCUGCUGCACCAGACAGGCCCCCCCGGGGCUGAGCUGGGAAGCCCACUCCCAGGCAGGGCUGGAAGAGCAGAGAGAACAGAGAAGGGCGUGCCUGGCUCGUCUGAAGUCCUGCUCCUCCCUAGACCAGGAGAAGGAAGGGGCAUGUGAGCACGACACCACUUCUCUCUGGGCCUCCAGCUUCAUCGAUGAUGACAGGCACAGUCAGAUGAUCCGUGACCUUCAGCAGCAAAUUGAAAAGCAAAACAAGUUGCACAAGCAAUUUCUUGAAGAAGCCAGGAAACGCUUGCAAGAGUUUCAGAGGAUAUGAUAAGCGCGAGCGUCCCACCCAUGAUAAAUACAUCACUGAUAUAGGUGUGAUGCCGGAAAUGGUCCCCAGCCUGUGCAGAGUCUCUGUGCGCGCCAUCGGCUCAGACACCCGCGGGCCACCUGUCCCCCCGCUGGCCUGCAGGGGAGCCAUUCCCCAGGCCCGCCUUCUGACGAAGUAACGUCCGGGAAGUCUCCCUGGCCUGACCACAGGAACCGGGCCGGCGGGGCGCGGAGGCGGGUCCCAGGGCUGAGGCUGCUCGCGCCAGCUGCGCGCACAGCCAGAGAUUCAGGUGAAGGAAGGAGCCCAGAUGUUUUAGCCAAAUAAACACUGGACUUUCAGGGGCGUCCAAGGUCAAGCAGGCACAGUUUCAAAAGAUACAUCAUUUGUUGCUUAGCAAUUGGCUGGGACACAAAUGGGAAGAUUGCACUAGAACCUCGUUAGUCUCUCAGGUCAACAAAAGCAGUGUCAUUUCGUGGGACCUGGCUUCGGAUAGUCUUGUCACUUUGAUGUUGGGAAGUGAGACAGAGGGAGAGACAAGCAGAGGAGAAGCAGGAGGAAGAAGGGAAAGAGAAGACAGAGCCCCAGAGAAGAAAGGGGAGUGGCCCCCAGCAUCUCGGCCUGCCGGGUGCCUGUGCCUGGGGCUGCCAGCAGUGGGGUGCCUGGCUGGCUGGUCGGUGUCCCGGACCCGGCGGCUGUGGAGACCCUGCCUGGGCGGGAGGGGGCUCAUGUGCUAGUUGCAGAUACUCAGAGACUGGAGCAAGGGGAGGGUAAACUUCUGCAGAGAGCCAGAGACUGCACAUUCUAGGCUUUGCCAGCCCACCAGUCUCUGUGGCCAUGACCCACCCCUGCCAUUGCACCUUGAAUGCAGCCAUAGACAACACAUAAGUGGGUGGCAGGGCCAGGUUCCAGUAAGACUUUAUUUGCAAAAACGGGGGGGUGUCUGGGUUUGGACCUCAAGCCACAGUUAGGUGAUCCCUGGACUGGCAUAUGAAGGCCAUGGCUGCCCCCGCCCCGGACCUCAGACGCAUUCAGUUGGAUCAUCCAUCUUCGGUCAUGAUGCCUUUGUAUCGUUGGUCCCUGAAUGGCCUUCUCUCCCUUAGUGUCUGCUUCCUGGGUUACGUAAUGAACAAGUGUGAGCCCAUCAUCCAAACUCAAGAUUGAGAAUAUUUGCUCAGAGCCGGCUUCUACCUGUGUGCUCCUUCCCUGUUCUGCAGCUGUUCCUCAGCUGCAUGCCAGCUGAACUCCAUUUCACCCUAUCGGGUGCAUGGGAGCUGUGGGGUGACCCAGUCCCGUGAGAACCCUGAGCUGGGCUUCCCUGGAGCGCAUCAGGCUCAUGGAACCCCCACAUGUGCCACUCAGACGGGGCAGUAACAGCACCCUGUACAAGUUUUUUGGGUGCUUUUCAAAUCCCUAGCAGCUGGGGUGAGGACACUUUUGUGGUCUCAUGUUUUUAUCUCAUUGAAAGUAUCUCCCCGAGCCCCGUUGUGUGUCUGGCUUUUCCGCGUUAGGUAGAGAAAAUGAUCCCAGCCCGUUUCCAUUCUGUCCUCUGCUAUUGGAAUGUCACGGAUCAGGGCCGCAGAGCCAACUGGACUGUCCGAUCUAAGCCCAGCGCGAGUGAGAAUGAAGCCCUGGGCCCGGGAGGGCUCUGCGACUCCCAAGCCAAAUGAGGAUGACCCAAGGGGAGGCUGGCCUGUGGUUGCUCAGCAUUGCAGGUUACGAGAUCACCCGGGGCUCCUGCAUGCUGCCAACAGUCACCUUGGUCCGGAAGGGUGCCCUGGGAUCCCCAGGUUUAAAGCCAUGGCUGUGGUGGGACCCAAACACUGACCGCAUGGAAGCCACGGUCUGAUGAAUGGAUGAGCCUGUCUUGGAGGGGGUUAUUUCUGUUUCUGCUUUCCAAGGUAGUAUUUGUGGCCCGAGUAUUCUAGGUGAGGAAGGGCCCCUUCUCGGCCACACUUGAGCUAAAAGUAGAUGUAGGAGACGGACAGUGAGACGAGGUGGAGGGUGAGUCAUUGGUGCCCAAUGGUCACACCUACAGUGUCCCCCAGGAGCAGGACGAGACACCCUGCUCUUUCCUCCCUGAGCUGCAGAAGCCUGGGGGCUGCGGUGCUGCUUUGCCCAGGCCAGUGGUGCUGAAAAUAAACUGCCCUCCAGCCCGCCCCCGAUUCCCUCUGGAGAGGUCAUGGGUAUCUUCCAUUUCCGUGGUACCCAGAGAGCAGGCUGGGGUCCCGGCAGACCCUGUCUUUGCUCCCUGCAGAUCACUCUGACGCACCUGGGUGACAGCACCGGAGGCCCUGGGACAGUGCCACCUGGAUGAGUGUGGGGCUGCUGGCAAGUUCCCCUGGAGCACAGCCAGGUGGCAGUGAGGACUCCUGACAUGAUGGCUGUGUGCACCUUUGUCCUCCUGGAGCACUUCUCGGGUCCUCCCCUAUGGGUCCUCCAUCUCCAAACACUGUUCGGAUCUUCUAGAACUUUCCAUGGAUUUCAUGCUUCUGCUCACACAUUUGGGGGCAGCUUCCCUGUUUCUAUCUCAGUCUGAAUUUACUAGAGCUUUUAGUGUCUGGUCGCUUCCUGGCAGCCCUGCCCGAGUCGUCGUCCACAGACCACAGGGACUCAGGGAGGCCUCCAUGGCCAACCUGGUGGUAUAUGGCUGCCCCUAUUUGCCUGAGGGCUUUGGAGGGGGAGCACUGAGCUCCACGGUCCCUAGGGCAGGUGCAGACCAGCAGUGCCUCACAAAUGCCAGAGCAAGAGACCCAGGCAUAGCAGUUGACCCUGCAAUGGCCCGGCCCGCUCCUCCAAGUGCUGGGCCAGCAGGCAUCAUUGGUUUCGGCUGUGACCCCGCCUUCUACGUGUACUGGUCCGAGGGUCCUCACGCCUGUCCCGUCCCCCACCCAGCCAGGUGCAUGGUCAUACGGUGUAUGAUAACAUCCAGACCCUCAGAAAUGUAAAAUAACGGGAAGACGAAGAUUUUUAAAAUUGGGUCGCAGGACCGCCUCUCUGACCUGCAGUGGUUCUUCCUGUGAGCAGAAGACGGCCACGAGAUGCAGACAGCCUCCUGCCCCCACCUCCUCGGUCUGGAACAUGAUGGGGGGUUGAUGUGAACGCGUGGCCUGCCUUUACAGGUCCUGGAACAGUCCAGGCCGGGUUGCAGGCUGGAGGGAGGGGGCUGGGUUGACAGCGCAUCUCUGUACAUCGUUAGCUCCUGGAGGCGGCCUUGUUUGCUCGGCUGAGCUCUAAAACGUAGGAGGGGGAGAGGGUGCACGUGCCUCCUGGGUUCUCCCAACACUGGAAGCUGGAGUACAGGCCCUGGGAUCCCAGACUUUACAUCCCUGUCUCUGCCUGAGAGAGGCAGUGGGUUGGGGUCAGCCCACGGACUGCAUGCCUCAUCCUAUGUGAGGGGUGGGGCUGCUGCCCUGUCCCUGCUGAUGGGCCCAAGCCAUUGGCCCAGCCCUCCCGCUUUCACCCCUGCAAGUGGGGCAGCCUGGAGAGAGCAGGGACUUGCCCGGGGUUACAGCCUGCCAGUGGCAGUGUGAGGACCGGGCCACCCAGCCUCUCCGUGCCCCUUCCCCAGCCGGUGGAUGGGCAGGGACUGCAGGGGGGGUGGCCGGAUGCUCCCUCAGCGCCUCUCCAGGCCCCCUCUGCCUCCGGCCCUGCCCCAUCCAGCUGCUGCCCCCGCUGUGGGCUCCAGGCUCGGGGUUUGCAGGGCUGAGCUUGGCUGCUCUUGGGGUCUUGGCGGAGAAAGUGCAGAGCAGCAGUUCCUUCCACAAAAGCCGCACUGUUCUCAGCAAAUCCUCCCAGGAUCGGGAUGCAUUUUUUUCAAGUGAUUCAGCAGCACGUGAAUGGGAAGGGCCUGAGCCCAAGGCUUUGGGAACCGUGACCAAGGGCUCUGGCACGAGAUCCCACUGGGCUCACAGGGGGAAGGAAGGGUGGUGGGGCGUGAGUCAGGGGGCCUGCCAGGGUCCUAGGGGGCUGGGGCGGGCAGCUGAGCCACAAGUGCCCCAGCUUUUCUCCGCACAGCCAAUGAGCUCUUAGAGAUGUUUCCCUCGUGUUCCCAAGGGGGCCUGAGCCAACGGACAGGAAGUGGAGGUGGGAACGCUGGUCUCCAUGGAGACGGGACAUCCAGUGGACAGCAGCUCAUGGGAAUGUGCUAGAAUCUCCAAAGGGUCAGCGCUGGGGCCACACCGCUGUUUGCCGUCCUCUCUCGUGCACCCAGUCACCCCCCGCCCGCCCCACCCUCGGCCCCACACACAUAUCUGCUCCAAGUGGUGGUGAGUGCAGGCAUUUCCAACCCCGGCCUGAGUCACGCCGGCCAACCUUGCCCUCAGCCUGGACAGCACAGCCCUGUCCCAGAGCUGGGGACGUCCGUCGGCUCCCCAGGAUAGGAGGCUUGCAGGGACCCAAAGGUGGCAUCUGGUCUGUCAGGGCUGCUGCUCGGACAGAGGGAGCCCCUGGUUGCCUCCUACCACCACAGGAAGGUUUUAAUUUUGAAAUGAUGCCCCUCCUCUCUCUCAGUUCCCUAAAAGAAAUGAAUUGGAGGAAGUUUGCUUCACUGCAGACUGAAAGCAGCCGGGCCCUGAUGCCAGGGAAGGUCAGAGCCAGGUGUCCAGGGAAAGCCCUCCCUCCCCCUCCUUCCUACCCCCCGCCUGCCGUGUCCACUGAGGGGCACCUGCAAAGGUGGGGCGUGGCCAGGCAGUGAGGCCAGAGGGGCAGGUGGGGCCGGACGCUCCCAUGGACGUCUGGGUUCUGAGCCAGCGCUGACGCCACACAUUCCUUGUGACAUCUCCCGGGCUGUUGGACCGCACCCCAUUUCCACGUGCAGUUCUGUGGGGAGGGGCGUGGCCUUGAGACCCACAGGGUCUGAGAGGGCCUGCCGUCCAUGUGAGCCCGCUUCUCUUUCUCAAUCACUGUCUGCCCCAUUCCCUGCCCCCCAGCUGGGAGGUCGCCUGCCCGGUUCACAAAGCAAACGUAGUCCCAUGGGAGAGGCUCAAAUCAUCUUUACUAUGGCCCCCCAAAGCCCACCGAGGUGCUGUCCUUACACAAGCAGUUGGGGAUCCCACAGUAAUGGGGAGCAGGGCCCUGAAAACGUGCUCCUUCUGUUACAGCUUUUACGGGGCAAAGCUGUAACUGUUACUGCCGGGCGUGUCCGGGUGCAGGUGGAGGCCGUGGGGCACCCCCUCGCUUUCCCAAGUCGGGCCCCUAGGGUUAGUGUGUGGGUGGGAUGGGGGUGCCCCAGGGCUGCCCUCAGCCGGGCUUGGACAAGCUCAUCAAAACUCGGGCCUCAGCCUGGUCGACCAGCCAUGCGGUGUCACAUGUCCACCCGAAAGGGAUAAGAAACUCCCGUUCCCGACGGCAGCUGCAGGAUGUAGUUACAGGUGUUAGCGGGGAUUUUGGUAGCGCUGUGUUUGGAGGGUGUAAAUGUCCGGACUCAGGGCCCCCUCUUCUCUGGAGAGCAUAGACAAAAGCAGGGAACCCUGCAGCUGUCCCCAAGCCCCCCAGCGGAGUGGAGCCCACCCGGAGUGAGUGGGUUUCCUCCGAAGAGGCCGGCAUGUAAUUCUGCGUGGAGACAAGGAAGUGGACCGAGUGACCCACGGAGGGAGUCCGCAGCCCGGGCAAUGCAGUGGCCCCGUUUCCACCUAAGAAAUGCCCUUCCCCACGCUCACCCCUGAACCCCGGUGCCCACGGUGCGCUUAGCUCAACUGUAUCCCGGUCACCGUGCAGGAUGACCCCCUCUCAGUUGGGGACAGGACAGGAGGGUCUUCGGCAGAUGUGCUGGCAAGUCCAGGGCCCCAUCUCUCCCUGCCCCCACAUGAGUGGCACUGGGAACAUGCCCCUAGCGGACGGAGCCCGGGGCUGGGAGCAGGACGGAAGAGCAGAGCUGCGCCGUCCCUGCGGGCAGCGGUCUCCCUGGGCGACUCUCCCAGGUUCCCGGUGGCGGCUGCAGUCCAUGGGCUGGGCUGAGAGGGGACGUGGCCUCUGCUGACACUGCGCCAGCCCUGCCGCUCUGACUCAGUGCACUGGUGAGGCUCAGAUGAUCCGGGGCUGGAUUUUGACCUUGUAUUUAGACGAGUAUGUUUUCCGAACCCCAGAGGUUCCCACAUCUCUUCUGGGUAAAUGCAUGAUUUUUCCCUAAGCCAGCUCAGUGUCAGCUGGCACCAGGGCCUGGGGACUUAGCGUGUGUUGAGUGCAUUGAAACAAGGCCAUGAAGGUCUAAAAGUCAUGUUUGAAUAUCCACAGCUUUACCUGGCUCUGGAAUUGGGAGCCGGUGCCCAGGCAGAGUGGCCCCACUGGCAAGUGUCCUAUUCGGGUAUAUUCAUAUAUGUAGCAGAUGGGAUUCCUCCGGGGAGCGGCCAGGCUCACAGCAAGAUAGUAAAGACGACUCAGUGGGUGUGAAAUAAAUGAACUCCUUAGAGGCAGUUCUCUUUCUGGGUCUGGCUCCCCCAUGGAUUACGGGGAUGGCUUGCUGCUCUCCGUUGCUUCCCUAGGAAUGUCCCCAGACACAGUAGGGCUCUAAAGAUGUUGGUGGGGUGCGGGGGGAUGAUUCAGAUCUCUUCCUGGGCUGGUCAAGUGUGCCCCCCCACCCCGCGCUGAGGACACCCUAGGUUUCCCGAAAGCCCCCUGCUGUUCCCACCCCACCCCCGCCGCCCGCCCACCCCGGGCAUCAGCGGGACAGUCUGGCCUCCUGGGUCUUCUCUGGGCGGGCGUCCUCUCUCACAGUCUGAACAUAGCCUGUGUUCUUUGGAUCAUCGUCCCCGACCUUGACUCUCCACCCACCCAGCCCUUUUCCAUCCCAAAUCUGGCUGGCUGUACUAGGGAUUGUUUUUGCAGGCUGCUAGCAGGGGGGAAGUGACAUCAUGUGGUGUCCACGGCCCAAGGGGUGGGGGCAGGGCCGCUGCGGUUGCGUGUGCUUUGAAUUAAGUCGAGGGUUGUGCAUUCCAGUAGCCAACAUCUGGCGGUGAAUUCAUCAGCCAGUGUAUCACCCUUGAUCUCAAACCCAGAUGUUGUGUUAACGGCAGAAGGGAAAGAAGAAAAAACAACAUCUGAGCAGCUCAGGGAGAGGCCAUCAUUUUUGAGCACAAAGCAGUUAAAAAAAGGAUCUUUAUAAAGCCUCUUGGUCCGCUGCUGCCUCUGGUUCCUACGGCCAAGGGCAGGCCAGUGGAGCAGAGCCGCUCACUGCUGGGGGGUGGACAGGAUGUGGGUUGACCGCCCACCCGAGGGCCAGACACCAGACCCAGCAUAUAGUAGGUGUUCAGCAAACGUGUGUCCAUGCCUGGAUUUUAAUCUCCUCUCAGACUCUUUGGGUCUCUUUGCUUUUCCCCAGCCCUGGCCUUUAAAUGGCCUGGGACUGAGAGGGGCCCAUCCUUUACUUACAGUGGCCUCCAUCCCAGAGCUCUGGUGAUGCCCAUCCCCUGGGAUGUUGGAAGUGCCUUUCUGGAGAGCUCUCUGCCUCCUCCCUGUCCUCCGCUUGGGUUGGAAAUGGUGUGCUUCUCUGUUCCUCUGUUCAUUGUCUGACUUCUUGCCUGGGUUGGAUGCUCCUUGAAGGCCAUCUCUAUUACAAAGACUCUGCCUCACCUUACCCCUUUCUCCCGUGGGCAGCAGAAGGAGGCCCAUGCUUUUAGGAUUUCACGUGAAAGGCAGCUCAACCCCUAGCCUGAGUCUGGCUGCUAAGAAACCCCACUGUGGCCUCAUCCUGAGGGCAGAAGGCUGAGGGUCAGAAUGUCCACAGCCAGAGCUGGCUGGGGUCCACUGUGAGGCCUCCCAAGCCCUCCGUCCCUGUGGGGCCCCCCGUCCUGUUUCCCCCAGCUCUCCUGCCUCCUUGCCUGUAGGAGCCUCUGGCUUUGAUGAGUUUAUUUGCUCAAGCUUUGCUUGUGCCCUUCCCCGCCUAGCGUGUUGACCCCACACAGCCCCUGAUGCCCUGAGCAGGUCCGUGGCAUCUCCGUGGACAGGGGUAUGCCCGGCAUCUCUCCUUCAUGUCUGGACAGCGUUGAUGCUUUCAGAAGAUUUCCACAGAACUGGUCUCUCUUUGCCUCUCUUGAUUUUCUGUCUUUCCUUCACAUUAUCUGUCAUUUUGCAAAGUGGAGAGGAGGGUCCCACCCCGAAUUCAAAGACCCCAAAGAAUCGUGAGUUUUUGUUUUGGGUGGACAAGCCCAGCUGGGGUUCCUCCUGGCCCCUGGCCCCACUUCCCUGCAAGCCGCUUGCAGCCUGGGAACCAGUUAACGUUCUAGUCUCAACCUGCACGUCUGCCCUGGACCCUGCGUUCAACCAGUUCCCUCUUUCUGGUAAUUUAAAAAAGGAAAGCGUGUCGUCUGUAGCCCUAAAGCAAAGCAAGUGAGUCAGGAAGCUGCGUCCAACCCAGAGCCUGGGAUCCGUGCUGACUGGGGUGUGCCGUCUGGACCCGAGCAGCCACGUGCUGCGGCUCUCCGAGCAUCUCUCCUGCAGGAGCGGGAGAAUUUGUGCCGUUCUUCACCACGCUCCGCUGCCGUUCUGUCGUCUCGAACUAGACAUGUGGUGUGCGGCAGACACGGCGUGGCCCGCGGCCCCUGUUCCUCACCGCAGCCUCGAGGAGUGCAGGGGCUGGGGGUGGCAGCUCGGUGACAGCUGUGAGCUGCUGCACCUCCGGGAGGUCAGGGAGUGUCUGGGACACCACAUAGCGGGAAGGGGGCUGGAGCAGGGUCCAGCCCGGUGCUGUCCCUCCUGAAGGAUUCGAGCUGCCUGGGAGCCUUAGGGGCUUUUCUGGGAGAAAAAUGCAUGGAUGUGAACGCAUGGAACGGAAUGGAACCUGUUCACUGAGAGGAGUGCCUGCUGGUUUUCUCGUUGCCAUGGCUGUGUUUAUUGAGGAGCUGUUUUGGGUGAAGCGUCAUGUGGGGUUGUGGGCCUCUGAAAAGCAAUUCGAGAAAGCAUGCAGGAUUGGGCGUAUCCUGGUAAAAUCCAGCAGAACUCCUCCCAGAACCGUUGUCUCCCUUGGACGUUCCUGGUCCGUUUGAUACCACCAGCCAGCCACAGUGCUCACGCCCAGUGACGCCUGGGGCAUUCAUCUGGGACAUUUGGGGAUUUGCAUCAACGCUUCCCCGUGUGGCCUCGCAGUAGGGUAUAGACGAGGUAGGUAGUGAGAGGCACCACAGACAAACUCACCUGGGCUGCCCGGAUGUCUCAGGGAUGGCCCAGUUCCAUCUGGCAAGGACCUAGCGGGCACUGACCGUGGUCAGAACGUAGUGCCUGGCACAGGCCCCCUGAGCAUGCAGGUGCACAGGUGUUUCCAACGGGAUGGAUGAGAGAUGUGGGUUGUGCCAAGUGCCACAGGAGGACAGGAUCUCCCAGAGCAAGGAAAGGGCAAUGUGACCUGGGUCUUGAAGGAUGCAUAGAAGUUUUCCUGGCAGGGAGGGGUAGAUGGCAUGCAGGGCAGAAGAGACUUUGUACGGAGGGUGAGACACCCCUGGGCAGGUUUGGGCUUAAGGGACUGUUACGGACUGGCGGAGCAGCAGGCAGAACAGCAGGCGGGAGCAGCUGGGCUGACGGAGACAGCUGCUGGCUGGUACCAGGCUGCAGAGGGGUGUCCUAUUUUCGACGAGGGCAGUGGGCGGCUGAGGAAGACGUUUGAGCCCGGAGGGACACGGCUAUAAAAAGUCUGCUGGUGCUGGGCGUGGAGAAGGGUGGGGGCAGGAGGAGCCACUGGAAACAGGUUGACCCGCUACCAAGGGCAGAGUCCUCUGUGCCGCAUGGCCCACUGGGUGGCAUUUCCUAAAUGUGGCUCUGCAGGUUGGGGCCUGGCUUAGCCUGGGAAACAGGAAUCUGUGGCCUCUGUCUGUCGUGACUCAGCUCCGACAGAAGAAGACAUAAGCCUGGGGCUCGGGCCUGGGCGGGGCCGGCGCCUGGUGCCAGGCUGGGGCCCGGGAAUGGGCACAGAGGGGAUGCACGUGCCUGGGCCUCCCUGCUCUGUGGCGAAGACAGCCCGGGCCAGGGGGUUCCAAGAUGCGAGUUCCCCGCCGGGGGUGGAGGACGGAGGCGCCUCUGUGCCUGGCUCUGUCUGUUCCUUAUUGCUCUGUUUUGCUCACAUCCGCAUUAGCGUAACACUCACCCGAGUGACCCUGCAUAGCUGAGCUGUGGAGGGCAAAGCUUUUAAAGCCAUUAAAACAGGCCGUGCCACCAGCUGAUAAGCGUCCAGAUGAAACAAGGGAGGGCUCUGCCCCAGGGACACGUGAACGCUGACCCUCGCCUCCUCAGGGUGCAGGCUGGGGCCGGGUCCUGGCGUAAUGGCUGGUAGGAAGCCCUGUGGUGCACAGCCCAUGAGCGGCCUCAGGCUCUGGCAAAUGUUCCGGAACCUUCCCAGCCCCACCUCUUCCUCUCUCCUUCAUCUGGUGUCAUGGCCUGGGAUCGUUUUCUUUCCGUUUGGCCUCCUUCCUUGGCACCUGCCCCGUGGGUCUGGGCUGAGGCCCGUGAGCAUUUCCUUUGGGGGCAGAGCCCUCUGAACCGUCCUCUCUUGUGCCCUUAAUAGAUUACGUGUUGUUACUGUUAUAAAGAAUCACCCACAGGACGUUUUUCAGGGUCGCUUUUUGGACAGAUUACGAGUAGCAGGAUAGACCCUUCAGUUGUAAGACCCCCAAACCGGAAUGAUGGGGCCUCGUGGAGAGGCAGUUAUCCCUCUGCCCUCAGCCUGAAAAACCUGUUUGCCAGUCGCCUUUGGAUGGAGGCUGGGUGGUAGGGAUCUCACCAUCCUUAAUUAUAUGAUGAUGAUUGCGGCAGGUUAAUUUGCCCAUCUGCUUCCCCAGCCCCGGAUGAAUACACACCGGAGAGAAUUUUAAAAAGCCGCUGGGUGGCACAGCGGUUAAGCGUCUGCCUUCGGCUCAGGGCGUGAUCCCGGCGUUCUGGGAUCGAGCCCCACGUCAGGCUCCUCCACUAUGAG